Molecule: messenger RNA, 1556 nt
Organism: Nerophis ophidion (straightnose pipefish)
Lineage: Eukaryota; Metazoa; Chordata; Actinopteri; Syngnathiformes; Syngnathidae
Product: rho-related GTP-binding protein RhoV-like
Exons: 3
Coding region: 765-1439 (224 amino acids)
Biological process (GO): small GTPase-mediated signal transduction
Molecular function (GO): GTP binding; GTPase activity
Source: RefSeq, a predicted model, not a curated record
UUUCCCUCAAUUUUGUGUAAGAUGCAUUUUUUAUUUUGACCUGUGUUUUUAUUUUAGUGUCUCUUUAAUAUCUUCCCCACUUCCUUGUUGGACUUUAUCGGUCAAUCUGCGUUGAAAGAAUUGUAUGUCGUACAAUUUGAACCUGUUUGUUAAAAUGGCCGUUAUCUUUUUCAAUCUGCGAGAAUAUCCAUCCUUUUUUUUACUGCUUGUCCCUUACGGGGUCGCAGGUUGUGCUGGAGCCGAUCUCAGCUGCAUACAUAUGUUUAUUAGGACUUGUGUGCAGACUUUACUAAUACAGUACAGUACUGUUCACGUAAUGGGUAAACAGCAUCUGUAAACAAGAAUAAUACUACACCCUAUUGACCAAAACUGGUAUUGCGUUUUUUUGCUUUCAAGGAAUACGCCAAAUGGGGUUGUACAGUAUUAGGAAUUGCAAUAAUUAGAAACCACAUUCAAACCGAUUUUUUUUUUACUAAUGUUAUUCAUCUAAUUAAUAUUCAAUUGUCAUUUGAGGACCCUUCAAAUAAUCGGGGGCAGUGGGCGUGACUACGAAAAUCAGCAUCAAACGGAAGUGGAUAAUGUUGGGGAUCACUCAUCUGAUUGGACGCUUUUGUUAUUUCAAACAGAGGUGUCCCUCUCCUUUUUGGUCACCAAGGAACCCCACGUGGAGCAGUCAUGUUACAGUGCAGUAUUGUGGCCCCUUCUGUGUGGACUUGGAGUAGAAUGGGGGACAUAGUGUGUGGCAAAUAAGGCACCUAGGAAAGAUGGCACAGGCUCCUCAGGGGCAUGAGAAGCCCAGCUGGCCUAGAGAAGAGCUGAGCUGCCUCCUGGUCGGGGAUGGAGCUGUGGGGAAGACAAGCAUGAUCAUCAGCUACAUCUUUAAUGGAUACAACAGCGAGUACAGGCAGACUGCUUUUGACGUGUUUACAGGAUUGGUUCAUGUGAAUGGAGUCCAAACACGGCUCAAACUGAUAGAUACAGCUGGACAGGAGGAGUUUGGGCAUCUUCGCUCCUUGUGCUACGCCCAUGUGGACGUCUUCAUCCUGUGCUUCAGCCUCAUCAAUCCUGUCUCUUUUGACAACGUCACGUCCAAGUGGAUCCCGCAGAUCCGUGCAGGGAACUCGACCUCUCCCAUUAUUCUGGUGGGGACCCAGUCUGACCUUCGCCACAAUGUGGACGUCCUCAUUCAUUUGAACCAACUCCGCGCUAAACCAGUGGGCCAAAGCGAGGUCAAGAGGUUGGCACGCCGCAUCCGAGCUCAUGACUACAUGGAGUGUUCAGCUCUGACCCAGCACCACCUCAAAGAUGUGUUUGACUGUGCCAUCUUUGCUGCCAUCAAGCAAAAACACAAUAGUGCAAAAAGCCAAAAGCUGAGUUUGAAACACUGUUUUAAGACUUUUUGUGAAUGUGGAUGGAGGAAAAUUAUCCAAUUAAUGUGAGGUGAUUGUUUUUUCUACAUUACGUUUACCUUACUUUCUCUUUCUGGUUUUCCUAAAACUCCUGUUUUGUUUGUUGUUAUCUGUGUUUGUGUGUGUGUUUGUGCCAAACUCUGUAAU